Harpia harpyja (harpy eagle) is the source of this 5242-nucleotide messenger RNA. It is a transcript of the gene TCFL5, whose product is annotated as transcription factor like 5. Bases 367 to 1968 code for a protein of 533 amino acids. Lineage: Eukaryota; Metazoa; Chordata; Aves; Accipitriformes; Accipitridae. Gene Ontology annotation, cellular component: nucleus. Gene Ontology annotation, molecular function: DNA-binding transcription factor activity, RNA polymerase II-specific; protein dimerization activity; RNA polymerase II cis-regulatory region sequence-specific DNA binding. The transcript has 6 exons. Gene Ontology annotation, biological process: regulation of DNA-templated transcription; spermatogenesis. The record is from RefSeq and is a predicted model, not a curated record.
UCAGCCGGGGCUCGUCCCUCCGCCUUCGGCCCAUGGGGGCUCCUCUGAGGGAGUCUUAGGCAGCAGAGUACCUAGAGCGUCCCUCCCGAGGCCGGGUGUUGGCAGGUGAAACCCCUUUUUUGUGAGCAGCUGUGUCGGAGUGGGAGGGAGGGUGUUACUGGGGCUCGGAGGGGGGGAGACAUGGUUAGACUGCCUGGUACCUUGCUAUCAGGAACUUGCUCCUUGCUUUGUUACCUCACGGUGGUACAGAAUCAGUAUUAAGUGCAAUUUUUUUGCAUUCUUAAUCGGGUAGUACUGAUAAUUCUUGAAGGUUUUGCGGUUUACUGUUGAAAGAGACGUUGGUAACUGGUUAGGUUUACUGUAGUCAUGUCAGGAUCAGCCCCAGAGGAGCCUCAGACCUCCAUUCCUCAAAGCACAGCUAGUGUUCCUGAUCCUGCUCCGGUUGCUGUUGGACCUGGAGGCUCAAGUGAAGUUUCCUUUGGUGAGCAAAAUCUUAGCUUCACCACCACGGACGUCAGCCUGGUGGAGAUGAUGGAAAUUGAGUAUACGCAGCUGCAGCACAUACUUUACUCACAUACGGAGGCACAAGCUAGUGAAGGUGAAGUGGAAGCUAGGCUCAAUUCUUUCUCCUCGCCUGGUAAUUCUGCAGACCCCCCCCCCCUGCACCAGACCUCACUGUACACCAGUCAGGAGGGGUGUUCAUCAAACUGCUCUAGGAACCAGUUGGUUUACCCAGUUACCUGUCAGUCAGGGUUACCUUCUGACAGCAGUUCGCUAAGUUCAAACCCACAUUUGGGCUACACUGACUUUCAGGAGCUCAGAAUGAUGUUACUUAGCGAGUCCAACCUCCCUUUGAACCAAACAGAUAAAACACCUAACAGUAGCUCUGUAGAAGUCCCAGGAUGCAGUUUAGUAAAAGUUAAAUAUGGUGAAAAUUUUGCUGGGAUGAAUAAAGAAAACAUACUUGUUGAAAAUUCGGCACUGGCACCAGAGCCUAGAUCUAAAUCUGCAGUCAGAGUUCGGUUGGAAGACAGAUUCAACAGCAUCCAGACAGAGAACCCCAGAUGUCAAGAACCCCAAGAAUCUGGAGUAACUCUUAACAAUUUAGUAACGUUGAUUCGACAGCCAUCAGAACUGAUAGGUGUUCCUCUUCAUCAGCAAGAAAACAAGUGUGCUGCAUUAGGGAAAAAUAAGCCUGCACCUGCCCCGCCUUCUUUACAGUUCACAUACCCGUUAUUUACUAUGAAUGCAUGUUCUACUGCUGGAAGUGCUAAUCCUUCACAAGCACAGGUAGAUAAUACCUCCGGAACGUCUUGCACUGUUUUGGAAGCUGCCAAACAUCAAGACCUUGGGAUACCCAGGACAUUGUCCUUCUGUUAUCAGGAAAUUGAAUCCACAAAACAGACAGUAGAUGUUAUGAAUAAAGCUUUGCCUGAGGAAGUUUGGAUUAAAGUUGGAGAAGAUACCUUAUGCAAGAAAGCGAUAAACAGAAGAAGUUGCAGCCGAAUAAGCCCAUUGGAUCCAAACACAGAUCGCAAACCUCUUGGUGAAAUUCAAAAUAUGCGUGAUGAUAGCCAGAGUACUGCAUCUGCCCAGGGUCGCUGGCAGUCAGCACAGUCAAAUUCAAGUAUGCAGGUGCAAAGUGGUACACAGGAUGGAAUCGCUCAGCGAAGAGAAAGACAUAACCGCAUGGAGAGAGACAGAAGGCGCAGAAUCCGGAUUUGUUGUGAUGAGCUGAAUCUUCUGGUUCCAUUCUGUACUGUUGAUACUGAUAAGGCAACAACUUUACAAUGGACAACUGCGUUUCUGAAGUACAUUCGGGAAAGGCAUGGUGAUUCUCUGAAACAGGAAUUUGAGAGUGUGUUCUGUGGUAAAACAGGCAGGAGACUAAAAAUAGCAAGAUCAGACUCAUUUGUAACAUGCCCAGUGCAGGAAAACACGCAUGGCUAUGGAGACCAAGUAGUCUGAACUGACCACCUUGAAUUGUAUGACAAGUGUGGCUAACAAUGGCCCAAACUAUUUUAUUUUCUCUGUUUACAUGCUGAAUAUGAAUUGCAAAAUAUAACUUGCAAAAAUAGAUAAAUAGAGCUUUAAAGAAAACAUUCUUUAUUCAAAAUGGAAAUGAAAGUUAACUACCAGCAAUAGAAAUCAGUGCUCUGUUGAAGUGGCUUUGGGACCAGAAGCUACAAGAAAAUGUCAUGACAGCUAAGUAUUUUUUCCCCUUUAGUUAUAAAAAAAUCUGUUCUUUUUCUGUUUGUCGUUCUGCUUUGGGGUUUUUUUUUUGUUGUGCUGUUUUUGUUUGGGUUUUUUUUGUUUGUUUCCAAAGAUGAUCCAGUACAGUUAGGAAUAGUUGUAGAACAUCAGUCUGUCCUGUUACAUUAAUGACUAGAUGCAAAUGUACUCUUCAAGUGUAAAAAGAAAUUACAGUUACCAUAUUAUAAUGCCCAUUUUUUCCAUUAAAAAUUUAAAGGUUAUAUUAGUUAAUUGAGUAAGUGCAUAGUUUCUAAACUGUGCUGAUAUUAUGUUUACAUUUGCCAUACAUAUUUCAACAUACUUGUCCCCAAAGAGGAAUACUAUGGUGUUAGCACUUUUUUUUAAAUACAGUACUAUUGUUAAUGCCUAGCACACAACUGUCCAACAGGUUCUUGUAUUGUUACUUCAGUCUAAGACUGGCAUAUUGUAAACAGAUUAUUUAAAUGCACAAACUAUUUUCCUAUUUAAAGAUAAAUAUGACUCCUUUGUUCAUAGGCUUUAGCAUAUAGGGCAGAAAUAGUGUGUGAGCUGAGAAUGGUUUUAAUAAUUUUUUAAAAUAGAUGAUGCUAGCAGGUUUUAAAGUAUAAAAAGGUCUCCCAAAAUAAAUACUGUUUUAAAUCACGGAUAUGGACAAUUUUGCAGCCGUUUUAUUUCCAAACAAUCCUAGUACAACCAGUUCUGGAAAAUGGAGUUCAGCUGAGUUAAUUUGAUGUGUAUAAUAACACUUACGACAUCACAAAGAAAAGGUUAAAAAAAAAAUCUCCUUUUAUUUUUACAACAGUUCAUACAGGUGUUUUUGGCUGGACUUUAGAAGAGUAUCCUUUCUUAUUUGGGGUUUCAUUCACAAUUACUGUGCAAAUAGCUUAAGUAGAGGUCAUGAAAAUGCUGUUACUUAAUUUCCUUUAUUAUCAUAUGGAAAUAUACAAAAAUUCUCCCCUGUAUAUUAAAAUAUAUACAUUACACCUUUUGCAGAAUUUGAUUGCAAGAGGAUUACUAUUUACUAGUCUUGGCAAAUAUUUGAGGCGCAAUCUGAAAAUUGGCAACUGACAGCAUUGUACAUAAGCUAUGGUCUUUUCUUAGGCCAGAAUCUUAAGAUAUUAAAGUACAGGAUAUUUAAAUGCCUAAUUUCCACUGAUGGAAGUAGCAGUUAGGUGCCUGAAUAUCUUAACAACAUAUAUCUUAGUGCACAAACCUGCAUAACUGAAGUCAGUGGGAGCAGCACCAAGGAAUUCAACUGGCAAGGCUCAAAUGUUUAUACAGAAAAGUUGUGAUCUUUAGUACACGGUUGGGGGGGGUGAUGGUAAAAAGGAACAAUGCUUCCUCUUGCAGGUCUCUUGAACAAAGGGAGAAAGAGAAGGUAAGGUUGUUUAGUAGUAAAAAUUCUGGAAAAUAAUUGGGGGGAGGAGAAAAUACUCAUAAAGCAUCUUUUAAUUAAAGUUUUCAUCUGAUGCUUUCUUUUUCAUAGAACUGUGUCAAAGUCUCCACUUAAUACAAUAGAAGGAACAUCUGUCCAUUUAUCACUAGGAGGAGGAUUCUGUCUGUUCUCUUACAAUGCACUGUUUAUUUAAAUAUUCAGUCACUUCUCCACUUCUUGUACUGUUUUAUGAUUUUUUGGAAAUUGAUGCUCCAACAGCUCCCAUGCAAGCCGACGUGUCACAUAUUCCUGGAGUUCCCUGAGCCCCAAUAGCACCAGGAGUACCAGGAUCCCCUGGAAGACCAGGUUCACCCUGAGCACCGUCACGACCAUUUUUAGUAAUUCCAGGUACACCAGGUAGUCCUAAAGAAGAAGGGGAAAAAGAUUACAUGUAUUAUUUCCUUCCCUUUUUUUUUUUUUUCUAAAUAUAUGUGUACAUAUAUGUGUUACUUUUAGAGUUCUUAAAAUACUGGAGUUGUCUGUACAUCAGACUGCUUGUGGCCUGUUGAGUACAAGGUGUUGAAUAAAUUUAGCCUGAAUCUGGAGUAUGUGCGCUGGAUUUUUUAGAGUACCUUUGCCUUUACUGGAAUUACCUUGGUAUAGUUGAAGGAGGAUGUUUAGUAUUGUGCUUUUCUUACCACAUGUGUCUGGUUUGACUUUUGCUGACCGCUGUAGAACUGGAUUCCAUCUCAGUACUGCCUCAGUUAGUGUAUGACUCCAUGAAUAACAAGAAGUAAUUUGUAACCAGAAUUAUUUUAUGUCAUCCCUGAAUAGUUUGCUCAAGGCAUGUCCUGGAUGUGUGAGCUCACAGCUUACUUAUUGUGACAACAGGAGUGCUUACAACUGUCCCGCCUUAGUGGGAGGCUGUGGCCUUCAGCUGCUUCAAUUCAUUGCACCUCCCUAAGUCUAGUUGUAAUUGAGAUUCUGAGUAAGGGGAGUAGUGAGAAUGAUGAUACAGAACAUCUCCCUGACAUUACAGAUAAGGGGUUUCCUUUAUACCUGUGUCCAAUUUCAAAAAUUUGCUCACAAUGAAAUACAUAUUUUGUUUAUUGGCAAAAAUAAUUUCUGCUAUUAUGUUUCUUUUUUCCUUCAGAUGCCAAAAAUAACCACAAAACACUAAUUUCUGUAACAGCAAGCUGCUGAAGCUUUCUGAAAUACUGUACAAUAUGAUUCUGUCUCCCUGAGGGACAGCUAUAUCAGGUGGUCUAUAAGCCUGCAUUUCUGUCUUAAUUAUGAUAGAGAGAGAGAUGGUGCCUGAUCCUUUUUAUUCAUGUAAGUGAUGAAGUGCAUCUACUGUUGAUCUCCUCACAUUUCAUGAGUAGGACAAAUGCUCUCAAUAUCUAGUAUGUGAAACAUAGCCUCUUUUUAUGUGCUUUGGAAAAGAUGACAUUUAUGGAUUAAUGCAAUUAGAUUCUUCCAUAAAAUAAGACAACUGGGUAUAAAUAUUCUCAGUUUAUGAAAUUACAUGGAUGCAGAGCCUGCUUUUGAUGCCUGUAGCUUAUACAUUGUACAGAUGUAAUCACAAUGAGAAAAGCUGCUUUAACAGGUGAGCAAAAUAAAAGAAUAUUCUUCCAA